GUGAUGCGGCGGAUAGAUCCAACUACAGGCCGAUAUCGCUGGCGACGAUAGUGGCUAAGGUGCUGGACAGUUUGCUGGAUGCACAGCUAAGUAAAUCAAUUAAAAUACACGACGCUCAGUUCGGCUUUCAGCCUGAACUCUCUACGGAAAGCGCAAUCUUGUGCCUCAAGCAAACGGUGCGGUACUAUACCGACAGGAAAACUCCUGUUUAUGCCUGUUUUUUGGAUCUAUCCAAAGCAUUUGACCUAGUAGCUUACGACGUCUUGUGGCAUAAGCUCGAAAAGGAAUCAGCUUUGAGACCUGAACUGAUUUCAUUGUUUAAAUACUGGUAUGGUAACCAAACUAAUGUGGUUAGGUGGGGUAAUGAACUUAGUGACCCAUAUAAAAUGGAGUGUGGAGUGAGACAGGGAGGGCUGACGUCCCCUAGGCUGUUUAAUUUGUAUGUGAACCAGCUGAUUGAGAGGCUCGGUGGAGCUGGUGUCGGGUGUUCAAUAGAUGGCAUACGCAUGAAUAACCUUAGCUACGCCGACGACAUGGUUCUACUGAGCCCCUCAGUUGGGGGUCUUAAAAGGUUGCUGCAACUCUGUGAGGAGUAUGCAGAGAUGAAUGGACUCAGUUACAACGCCAAAAAAAGCGAGUUCCUUGUUUUCAGGGGAAAGAACAAACUAUCCAGCUUUAAACCAAAGAUACAAUUAUGUGGUAAUCCCCUGAAGCAAGUAACUGAGUUCAAGUAUCUCGGUCAUGUAGUAACCGACAGCCUGAGGGAUGAUAGUGACAUGGAACGAGAGCGCCGGGCUCUGUCGGUCCGAGGCAAUAUGUUAGCCCGCAGAUUUGCGCGCUGUACUGGGCAAGUAAAGCUGACCUUAUUCAGGGCUUACUGCCAGUCAUUCUACACGUGCAGUCUGUGGACGGACUACAGGCAGCGGACCUACAGUGCCUUGCGUGUUCAAUAUAACAAUGUGCUGAGAGCGGUGUUGAGGAAGCCUCGACACUGCAGUGCGUCGGCAAUGUUUGCGGAUGCUCGCGUGGAUGAUUUCUACGCGAUCAUGCGCAAGCGUGCCGCGUCCAUGAUGCGCAGGCUAAUGAGUAGUACCAACACUCUUCUCAGCGCAUUGGCCAGGAAACUAGAUAGUCCUCUCUGGAGGUGCUGGGGGGGUGCGCACAUAGGCGCCAAGAGGCUCCCUCGGGCUUUUUAGUUAUAGUUUUUAGUUAUAGAAUUAGUUGUUAAGCUAGA
Messenger RNA from Maniola jurtina (meadow brown), 1234 nucleotides. RefSeq lists its product as uncharacterized. The record is from RefSeq and is a predicted model, not a curated record. The transcript has a single exon. Lineage: Eukaryota; Metazoa; Arthropoda; Insecta; Lepidoptera; Nymphalidae. Bases 387 to 1196 code for a protein of 269 amino acids.